Osmia bicornis bicornis is the source of this 1228-nucleotide messenger RNA. It is a transcript of the gene Ref1, whose product is annotated as THO complex subunit 4. Lineage: Eukaryota; Metazoa; Arthropoda; Insecta; Hymenoptera; Megachilidae. Gene Ontology annotation, cellular component: nucleus. The transcript has 5 exons. Gene Ontology annotation, molecular function: mRNA binding. Gene Ontology annotation, biological process: mRNA export from nucleus. The record is from RefSeq and is a predicted model, not a curated record. The coding region runs from base 126 to 875 and encodes 249 amino acids.
GUCUUUACAACCAGCUUUCUGUGCGCGCUUGUUUCGUCUUCGUUCGCCGCCAUCAUUACGAAGACGAAAGAGGUUGGUUUUACUGAUUUUUACGUGGUAGUGUCAUUAUUCGAAAGCCAGCACAAAUGAAGAUGGUUGAUAAAAUAGAAAUGAGUCUUGAUGACAUUAUCAAGCAAAAUAAAGGGACUAGACCGCGCGGCGGAGGUGGCAGACGUGGAAGAGGUGCCGGUAAUUCACCUCGUAGAGGAGCACGCAGAACUCAAAGAGUUGGUGGUGGCGUCAUGCGGGGACGCAGUCGUGGUGGCAUUACCAGAAAUUCUCUUCCGUACACGAGGGGUGAUGUAAACAGUGCAUGGAAACAUGACAUGUUUGAUGGGGUAAAAAAGGUUGGCCGAAGUGCAAUAGGUAGCACAGGAACAACCAAGCUCCUCGUAUCAAACCUUGACUUUGGAGUAUCGGAUUCAGAUAUUCAGGAAUUAUUUAGUGAAUUUGGUCCCUUAAAAUCAGCAGCAGUACAUUAUGACAGGUCAGGUCGAUCUUUAGGCUCUGCAGAUGUUAUAUUUGAAAGAAGAGCAGAUGCCAUUAAAGCAAUGAAACAGUAUAAUGGAGUACCAUUGGAUGGUCGUGAAAUGAACAUACAAGUUGCUACCUCUGAAAUACCAGUCACAUCAAUCCGUGGAGGCCCGAGACUAAGCGGCAGUAGUUAUACACAGAGACCUCAGUCCCGGUUUAGGGGUAAUCGUGGAACAGGAUCCAUCAGAGGUCGUGGGACGGGACGACGUGGUGGCAGAGGAGGCAUUCGACAAGCGACGAAAACUCCUACCGCUGAAGAAUUAGACGCCGAGUUGGAAGCUUACGUAAAAGAAGUAAAGUAACAACGUCACAAAGCAUACUUUUAAGAUUUUGUUCUGAUUUGACUUAACACGAUACAAUGUGUUUCCCUAAUUUUCAUGAGAAUAUAUAAAAAUAAGUAUAAUUGUAUAUUUAGCAAGAUGUUAUAAGAAAUUUCUAUUAAUGGGUCUUUUAUUUUUGACGUUUUCUCUGGAAAUUGGCAUACAAAUUUUACAAAUAUAUAAAAAUGAUAAUUUGUAGGAGUUCAUAAAUUUUUUUAUGAUACCGUAACAUAAAGAAAAUAAAAAGUUAUGAUAUAAAGACUGUAUGGAUUUGUAUGUACUAUCGUGCGUGUGUGAUUAUCAGACGAAAAAUACAGUAACAUUCAACUUUAAAA